This is a messenger RNA of Nilaparvata lugens (brown planthopper), 11888 nucleotides long. RefSeq names its product papilin (gene Ppn). Gene Ontology annotation, biological process: extracellular matrix organization. The record is from RefSeq and is a predicted model, not a curated record. The annotation marks the transcript as partial. The transcript has 46 exons. Gene Ontology annotation, molecular function: serine-type endopeptidase inhibitor activity. NCBI's taxonomy places the organism in Eukaryota, Metazoa, Arthropoda, Insecta, Hemiptera, Delphacidae. Gene Ontology annotation, cellular component: extracellular region.
UUGCAGCAUAGGCAUAGACAUGGCCGGCAAAGGGACAAACGCUACUACGACACGGGAGUGAGUGAGGGGGGCACGAGCUAUGUGCCAGAGCCGGGGUCUGGGGGACCCGAUCGGGGUCCGUGGGGCCCCUGGAGCAGCGAAGGUCCUUGUUCGCGUACCUGUGGUGGCGGGGUCACCUAUCAAACCAGGACGUGCACAUCUAGUCAUUGUUCUGGUGCUACCAAACGAUAUAUGUCGUGCAAUAUUCAGGAUUGUCCUGAAGGUUCAAGAGAUUUCAGAGCCGAACAAUGUUCAGCUUUCAAUGUGGAACCAUUCGACAAUGUUUAUUACGAGUGGAUUCCGUACACAAAAGCACCGAAUAAGUGCGAACUGAACUGCAUGCCGAAGGGGGAGCGUUUUUACUACAGGCACAGAGAUAAGGUGGUUGAUGGAACCAGGUGUGAUGAAGAAAAACUCGAUGUUUGUGUCGAUGGAAAGUGCUUGCCAGUCGGGUGUGACAUGUUGCUGGGAUCUGCGGCCAGGGAGGACAAGUGCCGAGAGUGCGGGGGCGACAACAGUGGCUGCAACACUAUCAGUGGCGUAUUGGACAACGAUCCGCUGCAAGUCGGCUACAAUGAUCUAAUGCUGAUUCCUGCUGGAGCCACUAAUUUGAGGAUAAGUGAAGUGACCGCAUCAAACAACUAUCUUGCUAUCAGAAAUCUUUCGGGCCACUACUAUUUGAAUGGCAACUGGAGGAUUGAUUUCCCGAGGAGUAUUCGAUUUGCUGGCACCAUCUUCCAUUAUGAGCGCAAGCCGCAUGUCUUCUUCGCACCCGAGAGUAUACAUUGCUUGGGACCAACUACCGAGCCACUCUAUAUUGUGCUGUUGUACCAAGAGACGAACCGGGGAGUUGAGUAUGAGUACAGCAUCCCCAAAGGCCGGGUGCAGGAAACAGACCCUGACAGCUACAUGUGGUAUCCUGGUGAAUUCGGGCCUUGCAGUGCUACUUGCGGAGGAGGUUUGCAGCAGCGGUCAGUGUCCUGUGUACGACGCAAGGAUUUGUCGGAAGUGUCGAGCGAUCUGUGUGACUCAGUGCUGGAGCCUGCGCGUGAGGGAGUGUGUGCCAAUGUGCCAUGCCAGCCGCAGUGGUCGGUAUCAGAAUGGGGAAAGUGCACCAAGCCAUGCGGCCCCGGCGCACAACGCAUCCGACAGGUGAUCUGUGAACAGAUAGUGAGCAACGGUCGGCCGUCAUUGGUUGAUUCCAAGACCUGUGAAGAACUGCAAGGUCCGGCUCCUCCCACCACCGAGGAAUGUCCUGACCUGCCUUGUCCUGUCUGGCAUAUUGGACCGUGGGCACCCUGUGACAAACUGUGUGGAGACGGCAAGCAGCACAGACGGGUGCGGUGCUAUCGCAGAGUGGAUGGCCGCAUUGAGGUGCUGGAAGACGCAGCCUGCCCAGAUGCAAGGCCUGACACUGAGAUGGCCUGCCACCUGCGCCCUUGCGAAGGCCUCGAUUGGAUCACAUCCGAGUGGUCAGGGUGCGAAGACAUGUGCGGCCUCAGUUUUGAAACGCGGGAAGUGAAGUGUGCCACUCAGAAGGGCCAGGUCUAUGAUGACAGCUUCUGCCACAAGUACCGACUGCCCGAGUUGAAGCGUGAAUGCAUCAGCACGGCCGAGUGCCAGCAUGAGUGGUACGCCUCACAGUGGAGUCAGUGUUCGGUGCGUUGCGGAGCCGGAGUGCAAUCACGCAAAGUGUUCUGUGCGACGUUUGAGAACGACACAUUCACCAAGGUGGAAGACUCCAACUGUGACGCCUCCAAGAAGUACGAGACCACUCAGAACUGCACGGGCAAGGAGGAGUGCAAGGGCAGCUGGUUCAGUGGGCCAUGGUCGUCGUGUUCGAAGCCUUGCGGUGGAGGCGUUCAGGCUAGAAAGGUGCUCUGUUUGCUGGACAACAAAGUGGUCGAAACUCGAAACUGCGAUGGAAGCCUGGUGCCAUUCUCCAAUGAGCCUUGCAACAAUCAUCCGUGUGGUGAAGACGAAAUAGUUCCGGUAGAAGCAUCGAAACCGAUCUCGUCUGAGGAGGAGGAAGGCGACUCUGAUGACUGCGACUACGAGGAGGUGGACGUCGAACAAGUGAGCGAAGACAAGGAGACGCCCGAGAAGAAGCCCGUCAAACUGGAACAGUUUGAAGACAACUUGAGCACUCUAUUGAGUGAGACAUCGUCAACCUCCGACUUUGUCACCUUCUCCUCGUCCGAACUACCGUCUUCGUCGCUCAGCACUGACAUUUCCGAAUCUACAUUCUUCUCGUCAUCAACGUCAGACGAAACCAGCACAUCAGACAGUAGCAGCAGCAGUAGCUCUGAGACAGGCAGCACUGAAAGCACCAUGAUGUCUUCUGACCUCAUGAUGAGCGACUCCACCGACUCAUCAUCUCUCUCAUCAGAUGACACCACAGAUAUCAGCACCCUGGUAACAGAUGGUAGCAGUUCAUCCAGUAGCAGUGACAGUUCCACGGAGACCACCUUAUUCGACCUGUUAUCGUCCACCAUGUCAUCACUGGGGCUGACUUCGUCCAGUGAAUCUAGCACUAGUCAGGAUACAACUGUGAGUGGUUCGGAGUCCACCUCUGAGGCUUCCCCCUCUCCUACCACCACGGAAGUGUCAUCAUCCUCACCGUCAUCAACAGAGGUAUCAUCAACAGAAGCAUCAUCAACUGAGACUACUUCGGAUUCGAGUAGUACUAGUGUGGAAACCUCAACUGAGUUAUCAUCAACUAGCAGUGAAGCAUUGUCUUCAACAAUUUCAUCCACUCUAUCCUCAGAUGCAUCCUCAAGCUCUGACACUACUACAGAAUCUUCAACAACCUUUGAAUCUUCCACAGCAACAGAAACAGAAACCUCUACAGGAUCCUCAAUAUCUUCAUCACUGUCUUCUGAAGGAACCUCCGAUUUGACUUCUGUAUCUUCGGAGUCGACUAGUGACGUCUCGUCUUCGAGUUCCGUUGCAACGUCGGAGGCGUUGAGUAGCAGUUCUGUAUCAUCGGAGGCGACUUCGAUAUCAUCUGAGUCGACUUCUGUAUCAUCUGAGGGAACAUCUGUAUCCUCAGAAUCUACAUCUGUAUCUUCGGCGGAGACUUCUGUAUCGUCGGAAUCUAGCGAGGGUACUUCGGUGACACCCGGUUAUUAUAGUGGAACGGCUACCACUGAGUUUGGAUCUUCGACGUUCUUGUCAGAAAUCUGGACGACACAGAGCCCAGCUGAGGCAGCAUUCACCAAGGAGCUGAAGACGUCAUGCAAACGCAGGAAGAAGUCCAAGAAGUUGAAGUGCAUCUUCUCACCCUUCGGCUGUUGUCCCGAUGAAAGAACUGAGGCUCAAGGUCCAUUCCACAAAGGUUGUCCCCUACCUAAGACGUGUGCGGAAACCAAGUUCGGGUGCUGCUUGGACGGUGUCUCGCCGGCGCAGGGACCGAAACAAGAUGGCUGCCCGGCGUCACAGUGCAACGAGACGCUGUUCGGCUGCUGCGAUGACCAGGUGACGCCCGCCGAGGGACAGAACAUGGAAGGGUGUCCCACACCACCACCGGAGACCACGCUCGCAUUCAACUGCAGGGACACUGAGACACCAACGACAACAGACGGUUUCCUGCCGCUUUCGAAUGAGACGACAGCUGAGACACCGACAGAGGAGGACUGUGCCAACUCCACCUACGGCUGUUGUCCGGAUGGCGUUGCCAUGGCGACCGGAGACAACAACCAGGGAUGUCCGUUUGAGCCCACGCAGCAGCCGCAAACUCUGGCACAGGCUUGUGAGGCCACCAAGUAUGGCUGUUGUCCUGAUGGAAAUACUACUGCAACUGGUCCGCAGAACGCAGGCUGUCUUUCGGAGUGUGCUUCAAGUGCUUACGGCUGCUGUGAGGACGGGGAGACGCCGGCGCACGGCCCCAACCGGGAGGGGUGCUGUCUCGGCACCCAGUUCGGCUGUUGCCCCAACAACGUGCUGCCUGCUCAGGGACCCAAUCUCGAAGGUUGCGGCUGCCAAUACUCGACAUACGGCUGUUGCCCGGACAACCGGACGGCAGCAAGGGGGGCCGCCAACGAAGGGUGUGGCUGCCAGUACACCCAACAUGGCUGCUGCCCCAACAAGUACACACCGGCCGCAGGGCCCAACUUCCAGGGCUGCCCCUGCUACACGCACCAGUUCGGCUGCUGUCCCGACGGCGUGCAACGGGCUAAGGGGCCUAACCAGUAUGGUUGCGGCUGCGAACAGACCGAGUUUGGGUGCUGCGGUGACGGCAGGACUCCGGCUGUGGGUUCGAGCGACAACUGUUCGUGUGAGGCGUCGCUCUAUGGCUGCUGUCUGGAUGGCGUCACCAACGCCUUGGGUGACCACUUUGAGGGUUGCCAGGAGGUGCCCACAAUGCCUGGAGAACAAUGCACACAGCCGAAGGACCGUGGUUCGUGCCGCGACUUCACAGUGAAGUGGUUCUUCGACACAGAGUAUGGCGGCUGCUCGCGCUUCUGGUAUGGCGGCUGCGACGGCAAUGCCAACCGGUUCCGCACGCAGGACGAGUGCAAGUCAACCUGUGUGGAGCCACCCGGCCGCCAAGUGUGUAACUUGCCGAAGAUCGAAGGCCCUUGCGAGGGCUACUACCCCACCUGGUACUAUGACUCAGACAGGAAGCACUGUGCCCAGUUCGUGUAUGGCGGCUGUCUGGGUAAUGCCAACCGAUUCGAGACCAAGGAGGCAUGUCAUGAGCUCUGCAUCAAGCCUGAUACUCUCGAUGCGUGCGACCAACCAAAGGAACGCGGACCCUGUGCGGGCAACUUUGAGCGCUGGUACUACGACAAAGAGCAACGCGCCUGCAUGCAGUUCUCCUAUGGCGGAUGCAAGCCCAACAACAACAACUUCUUGACGCAGACAUCGUGCGAGCAAAAAUGUCUGCAGCCCGGCCGCAGGAAAGGUCAGAAUUCACAAUAUUCAUUCCAAUUAUGUUUUCUUCCUCUCUCACAGUCAACCUGUGUGGAGCCACCCGGCCGCCAAGUGUGUAACUUGCCGAAGAUCGAAGGCCCUUGCGAGGGCUACUACCCCACCUGGUACUAUGACUCAGACAGGAAGCACUGUGCCCAGUUCGUGUAUGGCGGCUGUCUGGGUAAUGCCAACCGAUUCGAGACCAAGGAGGCAUGUCAUGAGCUCUGCAUCAAGCCUGAUACUCUCGAUGCGUGCGACCAACCAAAGGAACGCGGACCCUGUGCGGGCAACUUUGAGCGCUGGUACUACGACAAAGAGCAACGCGCCUGCAUGCAGUUCUCCUAUGGCGGAUGCAAGCCCAACAACAACAACUUCUUGACGCAGACAUCGUGCGAGCAAAAAUGUCUGCAGCCCGGCCGCAGGAAAGUGUCGGACAUUUGCGGCCUUAGAGUGGACGCGGGGCCGUGCCGCGGUUCCGUGGUGCGCUGGCAUUACGACGAGGCAGUGCGCAUGUGCAAACAGUUUGUGUACGGCGGUUGUCAGGGCAACGCCAACCGGUUCCGCUCCGAGGCGGACUGUAGGCGUCAGUGUCAGGCAACCACCAAUGAGGUCGUUGCUGUCGAACUAGAAGAGGAAUGCGCUCUGCCGCGAGCCGCAGGAAACUGCACCGAUCGUGUGCCGCUGUGGUACUUUGAUGUGUCCGAGAAUCGCUGCAUGCCGUUCUACUACACGGGCUGCGGGGGCAAUGCCAACAGUUUUCACACGCAGGAUGAGUGCGAGAUGUCGUGUCCGCCCAAAGUUGAACAAGACACGUGUUCGCUGCCGUUUGACACAGGCGCCUGCCACAACUACACGCAGAGCUGGUACUUUGACAUUUACGAAGGCAGAUGUCGGCCUUUCUAUUACGGGGGCUGCGGCGGCAACCACAACCGGUUCCCCACCGAAGUCGAGUGUCAGGCCCGUUGUGACAGCAACUUCAUUGCCACCGCGCAACCCCCGCCUGUUUUCACCACUGACAUGUGUUUCCUGGCGCUGGACAAAGGGCCGUGUACGGCGACAGAUGUGCUUAAGUGGCACUACGACUCAUACAACGGCAACUGUGUGCAGUUCAUCUACGGCGGCUGUGACGGCAAUGCCAACAACUUCGACACCCGGCAGGAGUGCGAGCACAAGUGCGGCGAUGCUCAGGACAUCUGCACGCUGCCGCGCGUGGUGGGCCCGUGCUCGGGCAACUACCAGCAGUGGUACUACGAGGCCAACUCGGACUCUUGCCAGCAAUUCGACUACGGUGGAUGUCAGGGCAACAGUAACCGGUUCAACUCGCGCCACGACUGCGAGGUCAAGUGCAAGAAGCACUUCCCGCCCCCCGAGCCCACCACCGCCCCCGCCCUGCCACUGCCCGGCGACCACAUCUGUGCCACGCCCGUCGAUGCGGGCCCCUGUCAGCAGCAGAUGCCAGUGUGGUACUUCAACUACGAGACGAGAAAAUGCCAGCUGUUCAUCUAUGGAGGCUGCGAGGGCAACGCCAACCGCUUUGAAACUGAAGAGCAGUGUGAGCGACAGUGUGGACAGUUCCGUGAUCAGGACGUGUGCAACUUGCGCGCCGACCCGGGUCCAUGCGAGCAAAACCUGCGCAAGUGGUACUUUGACGCGGCAAGCGGCACAUGCAACCUGUUCAACUAUGGCGGCUGCGAAGGCAACGGCAACCGGUUCAGCAGCGAGGACGAGUGUCACGCCAUCUGUCUGCAGCACCAAGAACCAUUCCCUACCGCCAACGUUACCAGCCAGUCCCAUCUAGCGGUGUGCCGACUGCCGGUUGACACAGGACCGUGCCGGCAAGGCCCGUUCACACGGUUCCACUUCAGCGAGCCACACGGCACCUGUCUGCAGUUCCAGUAUGGCGGCUGCGCUGGAAAUCUCAACAACUUCAACAAUAUGCAGCAGUGUGUCGACUUUUGCGGCGCACUGGGCGGCGCUAGACAAGAGGAGACUUCGAAGUGCUACUGGGUGGAGGUGGCGUGUGCGGGAGUGCGCAACUGUGACUACGGCGUGGAGCGGUGGGUGGAUGCCGAUGGCUGCGAGGCGUGUCGAUGCCACGAUCCCUGCAACACCUCCUCCUCCGCGCCCUGUCCACUGGGCAUGCGCUGCAGUGUCGAACGGCAGCUCAACAACCAGACCGGCGAUGUCGAGUUCAGGCCUGUGUGUCGGCCAGAAUCGAAAGACGGCGACUGCCCGAGACCAGAGACGCUAGGCGGGACAAACGAGGAGGAGUGUGGCGUGGGGUGCAACUCAGACAUGGACUGUCCGGGAGACGCCAAGUGCUGUCAAACUGGCUGCGGUGGUACAGUGUGUUCCCCGCCUUACAGGCACGCCCCGCCCCCUGCUCCUGUCACCGAGGGACCCCAUCAGCCGGCGCCCUAUCCGGGAGCUUCUCCUCCCCGAAUUCCGGAAACAGAUCCUCAAGUGGAGGCUCCCGAAGGAGACAUGCUGACCCUACGUUGUAUACCGACUGGCAUCCCUCUGCCGAUUGUCACCUGGUUCAAGGAAUCACAACAGAUUGGCGAUGCAAACUCAGCGACUGGCAGAUAUAAGGUAUCGCAGGAUGGAUCAUUGCAGAUUAUUGGACUGUAUCGGUCUGAUGCGGGCAUCUACAUUUGCGAGGCUUACAACGGCAUUGGCCAGCCGGCUCGACGUGAAUUCGUGGUCGUUGUUAAAGAUCCAGUGCAGAUGCAAGCGGCCGUGAUAGGCGACCCUCAGGCGAGCGUAGUGGUGAGCCUAGGUUCGCCGGCCACUCUGCAGUGCUACACUAUAGGCUGGCCCCGCCCGGCUGUCACGUGGUGGCGUGGCUCCCGAAUGCUGCCUCUCAACUCCGACCAGUACGAGCAGAGGCGUGACCAUUCUUUGCUGCUCCACUCUGUCACACUGACCGCCCUAGGCCAGUACACGUGCCAGGCCUACAACGGACUAGGACGUGCUGCCUCCUGGAACAUCGUGUUGAAAGCGGUGGGGCCCGUGUACAGCAGUGACCCCAAUGACGUCACCUACAACCAGUUCCUAGUGCCACCGCCCCGCACUCCCCAAGGGGGUCAAGGGGUGGCUCGUCCCUACUAUCCCCCUCCUGUUCCGCCCCCACAACCACCCCCUACACCAACUACUACUACCGCAGCUCCGGUCACGCCUAGGAUUUUUGUUGUGCCAGUAUCGACGAACAUCUCAAUGGAGCAGAGCACAUUCCCGGUCGGCAGUGACAUCUCGAUCCCUUGUGACGUAGACGGCUACCCUGUGCCUUCAGUGCGCUGGUACAAGGACGACCAACCCAUCUACAGUGGCGACAGCGAUCGUGUCCUUAUCACUGAGUGUGUCUCGUCAAAUAGACCCUACUUGAGUUGGUUUAUUACUAUUUCAAAUCACACUAACAAUGGGGUUGUUUUUUGGUUGGAUGUAGUGCCAGUAUCGACGAACAUCUCAAUGGAGCAGAGCACAUUCCCGGUCGGCAGUGACAUCUCGAUCCCUUGUGACGUAGACGGCUACCCUGUGCCUUCAGUGCACUGGUACAAGGACGACCAACCCAUCUACAGUGGCGACAGCGAUCGUGUCCUUAUCACUGAAAGCAGCCGGUUGAUAAUAAGAGAAGCGAAUGCGGCUGACAGUGGAACAUACAAGUGUGAGGCUGCCAACGCAUACAGCUCAGCUAACAGCACUGUAUCCAUUGCAGUGCAGGGAGUAUUCCUGCACCCGAACUGCACAGACAACCCGUUCUUUGCGAACUGUGCGCUGAUUGUGAAGGCACAGUACUGCACUCACGUCUACUAUGCCAAGUUCUGUUGCCGGUCGUGCACACUGGCAGGCCAGUUGCCGUCGAUUGGCCCCCAUCUGGGGCGGGGCGAGGGAGACUCCCCGUUGGACGGCAACAGCGUCUAUCGCCGCAGACGGAGGCGGGCAGUUGCCUCACUGAGCACGGCCUUGCUGCACCACUAGUUACACUGCUAACCAAUUGGCGUUGAGCGAUUCACUUCAAACUGGCAGUGUUCAUUGGGCGGGGAAACUGCCUGUUCGAAGUUGGAUCCAAAUGUGUUUGGUAAAUGAAGAUAUAGGUGGCUAGAAACAGUACUGUGUUUGGUAAAUGAAAGAGUAUGUGGCUAGAAACAGUACUGUAGUUGGAAAAUGAAGAGGUAGCUAGAAACAGUACUGUGUUUGGUAAAUGAAAGUUUAGGUGGAUAGAAACAGAACUGUGUUUAGUAAAUGAAAGAGUAGGUGGCUAGAAACAGAACUGUAGUUGGAAAAUAAAGAGGUAGGUAGCUAGAAACAGUACUGGGUUUGGUAAAUGAAGUUUUAGGUGGUUUGAAACACUACUGUAGUUAGGAAAUGAAAGGGUAGGAAGCUAGACGCAGUACUGUAGUUUGGAAAUAAAGUUGUUGGUAGCUAGAAGCUGUACUGUUGUUUGGAAAUGGAGGGGUAGGUAGCUAGAAACAGUAUUGUGCAUAGUAAAUGGAGUUGUAGGUAGCUAGAAACAGUACUGUGGUUUGGAAAAUGAAGGUGUUGAUAAUUAGAAACAGUACACUAAUUGAAAAAUGAAUGGGAUAAGUGACUGCAAUGAGAUUUACUACAAACUGUCAGCAUUGGCUGAAUGAGAAAUAUUGAUGAUGAAAUCAUAAUAAAUGCUAACAGUUUAAAGUAAGUAUCACUAUAGAAACAGAACAGUGGUUGGGAUGUGAAAGAGUAGGUGACUUGAGUACUAAAUUGAGGCCCGCUUUCUAACAUACUUUUCAAAUCCAAUGGUCCAUUAAACCUUUAGAUUUAUUAAUCCGUUAAAUCUAAUAAGUGCCUUGGAAACUGGCCAAUAAAGACGUAGUUGCCUAGAAACAGUACAUGAAAAUAACAUGGCGACUAUGGCUAGAAACAGUACUGGUUUGUGUUGCAGGGGUUGAGGCCAAGUAUUGCAAUGAAGUCAUACUAUUUCAGGGGUAGAAAUCUUAAGACAGUACAUUUAAACUAUUUUGUUAUGCGCAAUCCUUUUAUUUGAAUAGGUAGUGAAUGGCAGUUUGAAUGUUGAAACAAAUAGCAUUUCACAAACAAAACAUAAAAUAGUAUAAGGAAAUGAUAUUUACGGCCAGAAUUUUUAAUGAUCAUCAAUAACAUUCCUCAGCCAAUCACGUUUCAGUUGUCUAGCAACCAAUUCAGUAGCUGGUUGCUAGGCAAUCAAAUUUUCUUGGCUAAGAACAUUCUCGAGAAUCUGAGAUGAUCAGCAUAAUUGUUUCAAGUCUUAGGCUUUAUACGUAUAGAAUCUCUCUUACCAAAAUGAUAUAUUUGUGAAACUAUGAAGAGCAUUGUUGUUGUUAGACCACUGAUUCUGUGUUCAAACAAGUUGGAAGGAGACUUUUUCCGACUCCUAGAAACUAAAUAAUAAUAAUGUACUCCCACAUUACCAGAAUGUUUAGUUAUGCGUUAUGAACAUACAGCAAGUUACAAGUUUCGAAACAAAAUUCAUUGUUCUAUAGCAAUGAUUUAUUUUAAUUUCAAAAUAUCAAAAAACAAAUUGAUUCUUUGUAAAUAUAUACCUUUUGAAACAUGAAACACAUUUUAAGAACUUGUAGCUUGCUUCUACAUUAUUACCUAUUUAAGGCAUUUAUUUAUUAUAGACUGUAUUUAGCGAAUGAUAAUUUAUUUAGGAAUAAUAUUGUCAAAUUACUAUUGAAUAGUAUAAUUUGUAGCAACUGAAUGAAUAAAUUUAUUUGUGUUUUGAGCAAAAUAUAUUGCAAAAACAAUGUACUUACACUUACUUGAGUUUUAAUAGUUUAGUUGGUAGUGAUAACUGUUGAAGAAAUAGUUUCCAAAUAUUUUGUGUCUAUAAUGGAACCUUGGAAAUUGGUUUCUUUCCAUUGUACCUAUUACAGUCUCAUUUGCAAAUACUGGAAUUUUGAAAUUAAAUUCGACCAGAUUUUAUUUAGAAUAUCAUCUUAUGUCUCUUUUUCAUUAUGAUAAUCAGUGUAAAUUUUGUUCUCUAAUUUCUUUUGGACGUUCUAGUUUCUUAAUUGAUACUGAAGAACAGAAAUACCUUUUUAAUAACUCAAACAAUAAAACCGUUUUUCAAAUAUUAAACAGCUAAAAUGAAAUUUAUUGUAGUUAUACUGACGUAGAAUUUAUUAUCACACAUUCAUACAAUCUAUUGCUUCCAUUAGAUAAGAUGUUUACCAAACAUUUGUGUAAUAUUUAAUCAAUGUAUCAUAAAAUACUAUAUAUUUAUGUACCGUAGCUGUAGUUGGUGUGUUAAUAGAGUGUAAAUAUCAAGCUAGCACCAAAUGAGGAUAUUUUUAAAUAUUUUGUUAGAAUUGAUCAACAAGAUAAUCUACCCUAUUUUGAAAGCUUACUGUAAGCAGUUAGUUAUUUAUUUAUCGAUUUUCAAUAAAUAUUUCUAGUGCCUUUGAAUGUGCCACAUUAUUACUGUUAUUAUACAUCUAAAAUAGUAUUUGAUAUUAUAAAUACAAUUGAGAUGAUCUGUAUAAAAUAUCUUAUACUGCAAUUAAUUAUGUCUCAAUCAAUUAUUUUAAAAAAUCAUAACUGUCACAAUUUGUUUCAUUUAAAUUAUUAUUAAAUGGAAUAAUACAAUUCAUUCAUGGCAUUGUUUAGUUUCUCUCUGUAAUGAAAUACAUAGUAUAUAAGUAUUGUAUAUACUAGUGUACUCAGUACAACAUCAGCAAUGAUUUCUUAUAUCGUCGGACAAAAAUUAUCUGAUAAUUUUCAUCAUCUUAAUUGUUUGCUUUGAUCCAUUUUAUUUUUGAGUAGUAGGCUACCUAUCAAAAUAAAAAAAAACUUUUCGAUGAAUUUUAUUUAUAGAAUUAUAUCUAUUGAUUUUACGUGUGCCUGUAAUAAAUAUUACCACUAAUUGUGUACAUAAUAUUAUUUUGUAUAGAUAAAAAUGUAUUUAAUAUUCACUC